AUGUCUAGGCAGAAUCAAAAUCUGAUGCAGGUUCGACUUGCCAAAGACAGUUGUAUAUACCAAAUGGUUUUGGCAGGCAAAGUCAACCACGUGGCUGUGAAUGUGUAUGAUCAAUUUCACACUUUUGGAUUAAAAAAAAUCAUCAAACAUUUGAGAAACAUCAAUCGUGUCUUGGCAAGUCAAGCUCAAAGCCCUUGCGGCGAUUCACGUGAUCCCGUGACUCCCGCCUCGCUGCAAACCACCAGUGUCAUCUCAAGACGUCCUCAUCGACCUGGAGGCAAUCGUCUGGUUUGCUCAUCUUUGCUACGUCAAUUUGACCCCACUGGUUUUUCUUCGACUCCCCCAUCACUCGAUCUCUUUUUACUUUUCCGAUCACACCUUCUUUUGACCCUUCCGCCCAAUCUCCGCCCUUAG
Messenger RNA from Penicillium verrucosum, 414 nucleotides. RefSeq lists its product as uncharacterized. The coding region runs from base 1 to 414 and encodes 137 amino acids. The record is from RefSeq and is a predicted model, not a curated record. NCBI's taxonomy places the organism in Eukaryota, Fungi, Ascomycota, Eurotiomycetes, Eurotiales, Aspergillaceae. The transcript has 2 exons.